Messenger RNA from Cyanistes caeruleus (blue tit), 312 nucleotides. Lineage: Eukaryota; Metazoa; Chordata; Aves; Passeriformes; Paridae. The record is from RefSeq and is a predicted model, not a curated record.
UUGUUAAUGUGACCAGUGACAUUUCUCUCUAAACAGGGGCUGAUUUUUAGGUUCAAGUUCCUGAUGCUCAUCACCCUGGCCUGUGCAGCCAUGACCGUCAUCUUCUUCAUCGUGAGCCAGGUGACAGAAGGCCACUGGAAGUGGGGGGAAGUCACAAUCCAGGUCAACAGUGCCUUCUUCACCGGCAUCUACGGGAUGUGGAAUCUCUACGUGUUCGCCCUCAUGUUCCUGUACGCGCCAUCCCACAAGAACUACGGUGAAGACCAGUCCAAUGGUAAAUGUCCCCAGAUGACCUGAGGGCUCUCAUGGAGA